AUGAACACACUAGAAAGUUUUCGUCUGAUUGCGCGUCCGCCUGAGGUGAUCAGCAAUUGGACCGAUUGUUUGGAUAUCGCCGCUAGAAUCGCGAGACAACCCUCCGACAGCCGCGGGGUGACUGUUACUAACACUCAGACCUACGUUUUCACCCCGAUGACGUCACCCUACACCAAUAGAGGGAGGUUUUCCACGCAGGCGCGCCGCACCAGCCACCGAGGCGCCUCGAAAUCUCGGUACGACUAG
Molecule: messenger RNA, 246 nt
Organism: Leptosia nina
Lineage: Eukaryota; Metazoa; Arthropoda; Insecta; Lepidoptera; Pieridae
Source: the annotation of a GenBank genome assembly